Engraulis encrasicolus (European anchovy) is the source of this 1712-nucleotide messenger RNA. RefSeq names its product creatine kinase, muscle a (gene ckma). NCBI's taxonomy places the organism in Eukaryota, Metazoa, Chordata, Actinopteri, Clupeiformes, Engraulidae. The coding region runs from base 127 to 1272 and encodes 381 amino acids. The transcript is spliced from 8 exons. The record is from RefSeq and is a predicted model, not a curated record. Gene Ontology annotation, biological process: phosphocreatine biosynthetic process. Gene Ontology annotation, molecular function: creatine kinase activity.
GGUAUAUAAGCAGCUUGCUGGCUAGCAUCAAGUCGGGUGACCCCUAUUUUGGCACUGGUGAGCAGGACCUGAUCCCGAGGACUGUUACCGAUUCUGUUGUGGCGUGUUAAGUAAAGAAACGCAAUCAUGCCUUUCGGAAACACACACAACAACUUCAAGUUGAACUUCAAGUCGGAGGAGGAAUUCCCCGACCUGACCAAGCACAACAACCAUAUGGCCAAGGUGCUCACCAAGGAGAUGUACGCCAAGCUCAGGGACAAGCAGACCCCCACUGGCUUCACCCUGGACGACAUCAUCCAGACUGGUGUUGACAACCCUGGUCACCCCUUCAUCAUGACCGUCGGCUGCGUUGCUGGUGAUGAGGAGUCCUACGAGGUCUUCAAGGAUCUCCUGGACCCAAUCAUCUCCGACCGUCAUAGUGGAUACAAGCCCACCGACAAGCACAAGACCGACCUCAACUGGGAGAACCUGAAGGGAGGUGAUGACCUGGACCCCAACUACGUUUUCUCCAGCCGCGUGCGUACUGGCCGCAGCAUCAAGGGAUACGCCCUGCCCCCCCACAACAGCCGCGCUGAGCGCAGAGCCGUCGAGAGGCUGUCCGUGGAGGCCCUGAACAGCUUGGACGGUGAGUUCAAGGGCAAGUACUACCCCCUGAAGGCCAUGACCGAUGCCGAGCAGGAGCAGCUCAUCGCUGACCACUUCCUGUUUGACAAGCCCGUCUCCCCCCUGCUGACCUGCGCUGGUAUGGCCCGUGACUGGCCCGACGCCCGCGGCAUCUGGCACAACGACAACAAGUCCUUCCUGGUCUGGGUGAAUGAGGAGGACCAUCUCCGCGUCAUCUCCAUGCAGAAGGGCGGCAACAUGAAGGAGGUCUUCAAGAGGUUCUGCACCGGUCUGGGCAAGAUUGAGGAGAUCUUCAAGAAGCACAACCACACCUACAUGUGGAACGAGCAUCUGGGCUACGUCCUGACCUGCCCCUCCAACCUGGGCACCGGCCUGCGCGGUGGAGUGCACGUCAAGCUCGAGAAGCUCAGCAAGCACGCCAAGUUCGACGAGAUCCUCAAGAGGCUGCGUCUGCAGAAGCGUGGCACAGGUGGUGUGGACACUGCCUCCGUGGGUGGCGUGUUCGACAUCUCCAACGCUGACCGUCUGGGCUCCUCUGAGGUGGAACAGGUGCAGUGCGUGGUGGAUGGCGUCAAGCUCAUGGUUGAGAUGGAGAAGAAGCUGGAGAAGGGCGAGGCUAUCGAUAGCAUGAUCCCUGCCCAGAAGUAAACUGGGACACAACCUGGAAUCUGCUUCUAGCCCUCUUUUUAUUUGUUUAGCUUGUUUUCUACAAAUCAAUCUAUCGUGCAAAUAAUCCAUCAAUGCCAGAAACGCAGAGGAAACCGCGCCUCCGAACAAAAGACACUCUUGACUCUGCUCUGACGCUGACAUGACAGCCCCUUUUUUUUUCCACUUUUUUGUUUCUUUUCCUUUCUUUUUCCUCAACGCCAUCAUCACCACCACUCUCUUUUUCUCCACUUCCUCCACAUUUUUUUUUUUGUUCACUGUUAAGUUUGGUAACAUCCUGGGAUCAGAUAAGUCACAGAUACAGGGCGUAGUCUCUUGAUGUGGCUGCUUCACCUUCAAUUUGACAUGUACUGUGACCUUUGGUUGUAAAGUAUUCAAUCAAAUUGUGAAACAAUAAAUUGAAACCCCAUGAAAAAAAACAA